Drosophila elegans is the source of this 1682-nucleotide messenger RNA. Its product is annotated as gastrula zinc finger protein XlCGF57.1. The transcript has 2 exons. Lineage: Eukaryota; Metazoa; Arthropoda; Insecta; Diptera; Drosophilidae. Bases 360 to 1682 code for a protein of 440 amino acids. Gene Ontology annotation, molecular function: zinc ion binding. The record is from RefSeq and is a predicted model, not a curated record. Gene Ontology annotation, cellular component: nucleus.
UUUUCUACCUGAAUAAAAAAGUAGUUUAUGAGCUGACCUGGCUCAAUACAUAACUCGGGAACCGCUAUAUAUUAUAGGUACACAGCUGUCGGACUAUCCCCUAUUUAAAGGCGGCAGGUAAAUAAUAUUUUACACAUGAAAGAUAUAUAAAAUGCCGAUAUCGUGGCAAUUAAAUUCAGAACGAAACUAACUCCCGACUAUGUAACUUCUUUGCACGUUUAUUUGCACAUAUCCUAUACCUACAGAACAAAAAUAACAGUAGUUUUCAAAAUUUGGAACAUUUAAAUUGGUAAGUUUUUUAAAUAAUAUUUUAAAAGCAAAUUAACACUUCUAAACCAUGAUUUCAAAAUUUCAGAUCCAUGGCGUCGUCAAUAUGUCGAGUGUGCCUAGUGAACUUCGAAGAUAUGGUAAACAUAUUCGAUGCGACACAUGAAUCGGGCAUUUCCAUUGCACUCAUGAUUUCUCGGUGCACCAAUUAUAAAAUCAAGAAAGAGGAUCAAUUACCCAAAACCAUUUGCAAGUCCUGUUUGCAGGAUGCGCACAACGCCUUCGAGAUUAUAGAAACGUACGAGAGGAGCCACCAGUUUUUCAGUUUCUUCAAGGAUGUACGGGAGGAGGAAUGCGAGGAUGCAGGACCCAAUUGCUCCGAGGAAGGUACAAACGUAGAAGAGAGUUCAAAUGGAGACAAUGGAACACAGCACUCAUCAAGUGGAGACAAGGGAAGAAGAACAAAUCGAUCAAAUUCGCAAUCUAUUACUGAGGGGACUGAAGAUGAACUAGAAAAGACGAAUGAUGAUUUUGAUGAUGAUGAUUCUAACCAUGAUAAAGACUAUGAGCCUGGCUUGGAUGAGUCUAAUAUCAAAUCCAAUGAUAAAUGCCCGCAUAAGUGUGCCAAUUGCCCGAAGGCUUUUCCAACGAAAGCAGGACUACAAAGACACCUUCUAACCCACAAAGGAGAACGGCCCUUCAAGUGUUCCCAAUGCCCUAAGGCUUUUAUUUAUUCUUCAGGACUUGAGCGUCAUCUGCUGGCACACACAGGAGAAAAAUCGUUCGCGUGUUCAAAAUGCUCGAAGAGAUUUAAAACUAGUCAAAAUCUUACGGUACACAUGCGAACUCACACAGGAGAACGACCGUUCAAGUGUUCUCAGUGCUCAAAUUCGUAUUUCCAUAGGUCAAGUCUUCAGAUACACUUGCGAGCCCAUACAGGAGAACGACCAUUUAAGUGUCCCCAUUGCCCAGGGUCUUUUGCUCGGGAUUCGUAUCUUCGAGUGCACUUGCGAAUUCACACAGGAGAACGACCUUACAAGUGUGCCCAUUGCCCAAAGACUUUCAUUCAGUAUACAGGUCUGCAAGGACACUUGAGCGCCCACACGGAGGAAAGACCCUUUAAGUGUUCCCAAUGCUCAAAGGCUUUUCCAAUUCUUCCAAAUCUAAAGCGACACAUGCUAACGCACACAGGAAAAAAACCAUUUAAGUGUUCCCAUUGCUCAAAGGCUUUCGGCCAGAAGUCCACACUUAAGAUACACUUGCAAUGCCACUCAGAAGAAAAACUAUUCAAUGCAUUCAUCCAGAUGCGAAGCUUCGACGACGAGGCCACGGCGCGACGCAUUGGCUGGCAAAUGCUCUUGAGAGCCUGCGAAGGCAUCAUCGAUGAAAUAGAAAACAUUUCUAAUGGCCUAUAA